AUGUGGAAGGAGUCAAACAUCCAGAAAUGUUGCUGUGUAGUAACGUGCACUGAACAUAGGUGUCACAGCUUGGAUAGCGUCAUACAGUGCACGUGCCGUCUCACUGCUAGUUAUCACGCGGCGGUUGUAACAGCUCUUUUAUCGGGUCAGCACUGUACUACAGCCUCGUGACACAGUAACCCGCGCUCUCAUAUAUCAACAGAAGAAUUCUAACAGCUGUCUCCAGUGUACUUCCGGACUACAACUUCAGAGGGUUCUCGGUGGUACUUGGAGGUGAGGGGUCGUGUCUGGCUAGCACAGGAACGUUUCACCAGAGGUUCUCUAGUUCAGUCUGCAGGGACAUCAGUCACAGCUGGACCCAUGAAAUGAUUCUGCAUAGCAGUUUUUCCACUCUUGUAAACGAGGAACAUGCACAGUGACAUUUCGAGUCAACAUGCACAACCGGGCUCGUUACCUCAUAUUUUUUCAAUACAUUGGAACAAAAUACCGUGGAGCAGUGAAAGUCCCUCCACAUCAGCUGGGGAAGAAAGGGGUCCAGGACCACUUGGAGGAUGCAAUCCAGCGACUGAGGCCAGUCAACCCUGUAUCCCUGUCAGUGUCCAGCAGGACGGACACGGGUGUCCACGCCCUCUCUAACUCCGCACACUUUGACCUGCAACGCAAGAAUGACAAGUUGCCGUUCACUGAAGAUAUUCUUGUUCAGGCGCUCAAUUUCCAUCUCGGGACAGAACAAAUCAGGAUCACCCGUGCCCACCGUGUUCCUUAUGACUUCCAUGCCCGUUUCCGUGCCCAGUCUCGGACCUACGUCUACCGAAUAGCGUUAGGAAUCUCCCACCACUCUCUCCUUCCCCUCACAGACUGGGAUCUGUGCUGGAGCCUCCGCAACACAGAGUUAAACGUGGACGCUAUGCACGAGGCAGCUUCCCUACUGGUUGGGACUCACGAUUUCAGCACCUUCAGGGCCGUCAACUCUGAUCUGCCUUUCAAAAAUCCUGUAAAGACGAUGGAUGUGAUCACUAUACAGCAGGGAAACUCCUUUGCAUAUGCUCACUUCCACAGAGAGAUACCAUUAUGGGAGCUGACUUUCACAAGCAAAUCUUUUCUCUAUAAGCAGGUGCGGAGGAUGACGGGGGCACUGGUGGCAGUGGGCCAGGGGCUGCUCUCAGUACCCCAGCUGAAGAAAAUACUGGAAGCAAGAGACUCUCUGGCCUACCCACAGGGUAUGGCUGCUCCAGCCCACGGCCUUUUCCUCACCAGAGUGGACUACAGGGAUACAGACCUGCAGCUUUCACCACAGCUGUCAGAGGAACUGCUCACCUCCACCAGGAACUCAAAGGAUUGAUGCUGCUUGAAUAUUCUAUUUGUAUGCAUUUCCAAAUUUCCUUAUAAAACAAAUAUAAUAAAGUUUGUGAUUUAAUGUA
Molecule: messenger RNA, 1421 nt
Organism: Oreochromis aureus
Lineage: Eukaryota; Metazoa; Chordata; Actinopteri; Cichliformes; Cichlidae
Gene: pusl1
Product: pseudouridine synthase like 1
Exons: 8
Coding region: 434-1342 (302 amino acids)
Biological process (GO): tRNA pseudouridine synthesis
Molecular function (GO): RNA binding; pseudouridine synthase activity
Source: RefSeq, a predicted model, not a curated record